This is a messenger RNA of Papilio machaon (common yellow swallowtail), 3349 nucleotides long. RefSeq names its product GATA zinc finger domain-containing protein 14. The coding region runs from base 1 to 3321 and encodes 1106 amino acids. The transcript has 2 exons. The record is from RefSeq and is a predicted model, not a curated record. NCBI's taxonomy places the organism in Eukaryota, Metazoa, Arthropoda, Insecta, Lepidoptera, Papilionidae.
AUGGUAGCACCUGGUAUCCGUCAGAUGAUAUGGAUACUAGUUGUCUUUCUGGUCAUCGACAAUGUGCGAUGCCAGAAUGGAUACUCCGAUCAGAACAGUAUACACUUAAAGAAUAUAUCACCAAAUGAAGGAGAGGUUGAAACAAACUCAAAUUAUAGCACUAAUUUUGUUCAAAAUGAGCCCAAGGCCCUAUCUAUUAGUUCUGGUAACGCCCCAUAUCAAAUGGUCGAUAAUGAUAACAAAUUUUCUGACUACGAUCGAGCAGACAGGACUAGAACUAGAAAGAUUUAUCGAAUAAAGAACCCAUUUCAUCAUCUAGAUGAAGAAGAAAGUCGACAAAAGGGAAAUAUUGAUUUACAGGACAGUGAAACAGGAGCUAGUAACCAAUAUGCGGGAAUGCAAUACUCAUUGCCACCUGAAGAAUUCCUUCAACAGAUGAGAGCAGAAAGUCAAUACAAUCAACAACAGCAAUCGCAACUGCAGCAUCAUGAAAUAUCUACCCCAUCUCCUACAUUUGGAUAUACCGCAACACCUCAACCGCUGUACCAAUACUCCACCGUUUCCUCAAAUUAUAACAAUAACAACGGAAACCAACAAAAUAAUUUAGUAUCACAAUCAGAACCUAAAUAUCCUCCUCAAUUCUAUAAUAAUAAUAAUUUAAAUAGUUAUCAAUAUCAUAACGCUCACUCUUUUGGUAUAGAGGCAAUACAGAGCACACCCUCAUCGGUAACAUUAUACUUGUCUACAAGCUCACCCAAUAAUCAAUACAUUGCUACUCCAUCUAGUAAUUAUGUUUCAAGUUCUUUGCCAAUAUUUUCAUCCAGUCCUGCAAAUCCGCAAUCAUACAUGUCUACUACGUUAUCAAACGUCCUAACUGGAUCACACACCCACAAUAAUGUUAAUAGACAUCCUUUAAGUGCAGAAAGAGAUGUAUUUAAUUAUGGAACAAAUUACAGAGACGGAAAUCAAAAUUUUUAUGUAAAUCAUUUUGACAACUCUGCUAACGGAGUGAAAUUUCCGAAUACUCAGCAACAAUAUCAGAACGAAAUGCCAUCUUCAACUCAGACACCAGUAUCGUCCAUGUAUCCUGAUAUUAUCCACGAUAAUUGGCAAAACUCUAUGCAUUUAAGUAUAAAUAAUUUGCCAAAUUCAAGAUCUGAAUACACGCAGACAUCACAACAAAACUUACAGGGCAAUUAUCAAGAAAAACAGCAAAAUUACAAUUUAGAUAAUCUUAGUAGUGAUAUGAACCAAAUUGGUAGUAUGCCAUCAGCAAAUAAUGUUGUUUUAAGCGUUGUUCAUCCUGAUUACAAAACUCACUCUGAUCCUAAGAACCGUGAAAAAGUAAUAGAACAACAAAACAAGCAAGAAGAUGUUUACUCUCACGGUGAUUAUGGGUGGAAACUGGAAGGCAGAAAGCCUUUAGUAAAUUAUGACGUUAAUUUACCAAUAAACUAUGGUAAUCAACAAAACAACUAUCAAUCUGAUGGUAGUUCCUUAAGUUUUCCUUAUCGUCAAAUUGACAAUGGCAAAAAUAAUGACUUUGAACAAAAAUCAAAAUACAAAAUUGAAACCGCAGAUACGCAAGAAUUUGCAAAAGCAGCUGCAAAAGCUCAAGAAAACAUGAAAAGCCAACAAGAAACUUAUUUAAAUAAUUAUAUUUUACAAACACGGUAUCCUCAAAAUAUUUUGACAAAUGCUGAAACGGGUAAUUUCAUGAUUACAAACAAUAACCAAAAGAGCUUGACAAAUGACAAAACAAAUUUGAAUGGACAGGCUGAUCUGAUGACGCAAUCAUCUCACUACUAUCAAAAUUCUAGGGAAAACAUAUUUGACAAUAAAGUAAAACAACCGUUUGAUCAAGAAAAUGAUUUACAAAAUUUUGUCAAAGUCGGUGGUGCUAAUACCAUUCCAAAUGUUGAAGCAAGACAACAAGAUGGCAGCGUAAUUGAUGCAAACAAUAAAUAUUUUUCGAACUUCAGUAAAGAUAUUAAUGACAAUUUAAGACAAUUUUUAAAACCGUUUUCCGAUACUUAUAACAUAAAAAACAAAGAAGUUUUUUCACCAGACAACUCAAGACAGUUAGAACCGAAUUACGAAAAUCUUAAAAAGUAUGAAUUAUUGUCCAAUUCUAACAGUCAGGCUUAUAAACCACAUGCUGACAUAAAUUUGUCGCUCUUUAACGGUUUAGGUCAAUCGAUUUCAGGUACACAACCUGUAACCAACAUACAGCAACAACGCUCCCAAAAUCAAGGAUCAUCCGAUAGUACCAACAGCUUGAAGAUAAAUGACAUUCCAUAUUGGUUACAAGGUAUGAAAAAUAUGCAUUUUUCGCAGUUACAAGCCGGUGUCAACCAAGGCAUUAUUCCUACAGGUACACCUUUAUUACUAAAUCAAAAUAUUGAAUCUCACCAGAUAGAUGUUGCCGCAAGUAUUCUUAACAAAUUAUUACGAGACAAACAAAUUGAAAUGAAUUCUAAUCAUGAAUAUGACCCUCAAAGACAAACAUUACUGUCGACUAUAAAUGGAAUUAAAAUGAUGAAUCCUAACAAUCUGGAUUUGUCAAUGGUGAACGAAGUCUUAAAAGGAAAAACAAGUGACGUAAGCCCAUCUUUUCGCAAUCAAUAUAAUCAGCCGAAUCCAGUAAAAUGGGAUAUGUCACAAUUAAAACAACUUCUGUUACAAAAUGACAAUACAGGUCAAUAUACAGUUUUAAGUAACGUCUUAGGCGGCCCUGGUAGUCCUUUUUUUGAAUUACAUACCGGUAACCGCCUUCCAUAUCAAGGCGUAAAGUAUUCCCGGAGUCAAGAGGAAGCAGAAACUCUAAUACCUAUUACAGAUUCCAGACAUAAUCACCCGAUAGGUGCUGUGAUAGAACAAGAUGACUUGGAACAUGAAAACAGAGAAGCCAUAGAACCGGACUUAGAAGCAUCUAACAAUGAUGAAUUUCCAGUUGAAAUUGAAGAUGAGAAACCAAAAAUUUAUCCAAAUAAUAGGAUGAUCGGAAACAGAUAUAGAAUUACAAAUUCUUUAUUACCAGAUCGUUAUACCCUCAGGAAAAAUCCUAAGAUGGUCAUUGGAGAACCGUAUCCUUUACUGAAACCACCCCCAAUUCGAGGCUUAAAAGGUAGAUUUAGAACCAAAUUCGAAAACAAUCAUAGGCAGCGUGGUAACAAAUAUAAACUAUCACGUAUUGUUAAACGUGAGCCAUUGUUUGAAGACGAUAGUGAUGAUGAUGUAGAAGAAAACGUACCUAUUCAUUUACGACCAUCUAAUCUAGCUGAAGACAAAUCUGACAUCUCACAAACCUCUGAGAGUUAAUAUUUGUCUAUGAAUAAAAAAUCAAUUC